This is a messenger RNA of Zootoca vivipara (common lizard), 4350 nucleotides long. It is a transcript of the gene AMFR, whose product is annotated as autocrine motility factor receptor. The record is from RefSeq and is a predicted model, not a curated record. Gene Ontology annotation, biological process: endoplasmic reticulum unfolded protein response; protein K48-linked ubiquitination; ubiquitin-dependent protein catabolic process. Gene Ontology annotation, molecular function: ubiquitin protein ligase activity; ubiquitin binding. Gene Ontology annotation, cellular component: endoplasmic reticulum; cytosol; ubiquitin ligase complex. Lineage: Eukaryota; Metazoa; Chordata; Lepidosauria; Squamata; Lacertidae.
AGCUGGGCAGCUUGUCCCGUCCCUCCACCCCAAAGUCAGCGCCGGCCGCCUUCUCCCGCCCCAGGCCGGAGAGGCCGCCGCCUCCGCCGCCGAGUCAGUGGGCCGGAUUCGCGACGGAGCGGGCGGGCUCCUGAGGGAGGCGCUCAUUCGCUCGGGAAGAGGCCCCGGGGCGGCCAGCAGCGGGCGGGCAAGCGGGCGACUGCGCGGUUUUCGCUCCCGAGUUCCGUGCGUGUGAGCCGGAGUCGGCGGGAGUAGGCCUCUCCCUGCGGGCGCUGGGCCGUUGCCGGGAGACCCCGCGGACCGCGCUAGCGAGCCCGGGCUGGAGCCCGCCAGGCCUCCGCGAUGCCGCUGCUCUUCUUGGAGCGCUUCCCUUGGCCCAGCCUGCGCACUUACACGGCGCUCAGCGCCCUGGCCUUGCUGGGCAGCAGCCUCAGCGCCUACCGCGCCCUCAGCCAGGCCGCCGAGCACACGGAAGAGCCCCCCGGGGUGCGGCUGCAGCAGGAGACCGGAGGAGGAGAGGAGGGCGACCUGUCGCCGCGGACCGGGCCCGCCGCCCUGGACGUCGCCUAUUACUUACUCUCCGACAGCCUCUGCGUUUGGGUACUCGUGAAUACGGCUUGCUGUAUUUUGAUGCUGAUUGCUAAACUAAUACAGGGUGUUGUGUUUGGUCCCCUCCGUGUUAGUGAAAGACAGCAUCUCAAGGAUAAAUUUUGGAACUUCAUCUUCUACAAGUUCAUCUUUAUUUUUGGUGUACUAAAUGUUCAGACGGUGGAAGAAGUGGUCAUGUGGUGCCUUUGGUUCUCCGGGCUCGUGUUUCUGCAUCUUAUGGUUCAGCUCUGCAAGGAUAGGUUUGAAUAUCUCUCCUUUUCACCCACCACACCAAUGAACAGCCACAUCAGAGUCCUGACCCUGCUAGUAGCUAUGCUUCUUUCCUGCUGUGGACUAGCAGUUGUGUGUGGUAUUAUUGGCUAUACCCAUGGAAUGCACACAUUAUCUUUCAUGGCAGCAGAGUCCCUACUUGUUACUGUGAGAACUGUGCAUGUGAUUUUACGGUAUGUCAUUCAUCUGUGGGAUCUCAACCAUGAAGGUACCUGGGAAAGCAAGGGAACGUACGUUUAUUACACAGACUUCAUCAUGGAGCUAAUGCUUUUGUCACUGGAUCUGAUGCAUCACAUUCACAUGCUGCUGUUUGGCAAUAUCUGGUUGUCAAUGGCCAGCCUGGUGAUCUUUAUGCAGCUGCGUUACCUGUUCCAUGAGGUUCAACGCAGACUUCGCCGCCACAAGAACUAUCUCCGUGUGGUUGGAAAUAUGGAAGCGAGGUUUGCGGUGGCAACACCUGAAGAGCUGGCAACCAACAAUGAUGACUGUGCCAUCUGCUGGGAUUCCAUGCAAGCUGCACGUAAACUCCCUUGUGGGCAUCUUUUCCAUAACUCAUGCCUGCGCUCCUGGCUUGAACAAGACACUUCCUGCCCUACCUGUAGAAUGUCCCUGAAUAUCACUGACAAUCACCGUGCCAGGGAAGAUCAUCAAAGGGAGAACCUGGAUGAAAAUUUGGCUCCUGUGGCAGUAGCUGAAGGCCGACCUCACCUGAACCAACACAAUCACUUCUUCCACUUUGAUGGUUCUCGCAUCGCUAGCUGGCUGCCCAGCUUCUCAGUGGAGGUGAUGCAUACCACCAGUAUUCUUGGUAUUGCGCAAGCAAGCAACUCUCAGCUCAAUGCCAUGGCACAUCAGAUUCAGGAGAUGUUUCCUCAGGUUCCUUACCACCUCAUUCUGCAGGAUCUGCAGAUGACGCGUUCUGUAGAAAUAACAACAGACAACAUUUUAGAGGGGCGUAUUCAAGUGCCUUUCCCAACUCAGCGUUCAGAUAGCAUCAGACCUGCAUUGAACAGUCCCCUGGAAAGACACAACACUGAUCAGGAGGACACAGAAGAGGUUACUCAGACGGAGAGAGACUCACUGGAACUGAACUCAUGGUUGGAAGACGUGGCAGAGUUCAAUGAGGCAGAAGCAGAAUCCACUGAGACAGAAGACUUUGAAGUGAGAGGGAGCCGGUUUUCCAAGUCAGCUGACGAAAGACAGAGGAUGUUAUUACAGCGGAAGGAAGACCUUUUGCAACAAGCUCGCAGGCGUUACCUCAACAAAACCUCUGAUGAUCCUAGCACAGAUGACUACUUGCAGGCCGAAGGAGCGACUUCAGACCCUAUCACCCUGCGCCGGAGGAUGUUGGCCGCUGCAGCAGAGCGAAGACUUCAGAAGCAGGAUCCCUCUUAACACUUCCUGUCUCCUCCUGUUCUUUUUCCACACAAGCAAUGUUUAUGCCAUCCUACACUCUCCCUGCCUACAAGGAGGGUCUUUUCAGAACUCCGCAAAUGUGCCGAGGAUGACUGAUCUGGCUGCAUCUUCACUGUAUAAAGCAUGUGAUAUCUAAUAAGUGUUUGGACAGCUGACAAAUUAACCUUUCUUGGGUACUUUUUUUGAGUGACACACAUUUUCCUUUCCCCCACCCCCUUUGCAAACAAAAAAUGCAGUCUUUAAAGCCCUGGGCCUGGUGUGCUGUUAAUGUGAGUUGCAGAGGGACAGUGGCUGAGAAGCACCAGGUCCAUUUGCUGCUUCUGUGCACUGAGCUUGCUGGUACGUCCCAUUUAAGCUCUUUAAAGUGGAAACUGAACAAGGAAUGACAAAAGCACUCUCCUAAGUAAGUAAGCAUCACUGCCAAGUCAUUGCAUGUCUCGAGAACGACAUGCUUAAAAUAAAAGAAACACAUUUUGGAUGCUUUUGCAGAGUCUUUUGGUCAAAACUGGCAUUUCUAAGUGUUGGAGCAUGGAAGUGGAGUGCACCAACAGGAGGAGACAUCUUAAAGAGUGGAAAAUGUUGAGCUAAAUUUUAGAGCGGUGGCCCCCAGACAGUGUGAACAUUCCUGGAUUAUUUUUCUACCAGGAGGCUGGUUUGGUUUUUAAUGCAUUUCAUUGCUAGUAACAGACAUGUGGCCAAGGGAGAAGCACCGGAAAAAGGGGCGUGAGCCCCCAGCUAUAUUCGGCAUCUUGAUUCAGCAUUUCAGUAAGCAGGCAAACGGGGGUGGUCUCAUAGUUUGGUGUCAGAGGCCAUCUGGAGAGAAGGCUCCAUUCAGGAAUGGAAGUUGGCUGCUAUUGGAGAGGCAAGGGAGCGCGCAAAAUAUCUUUAUUUUUGUAAUCUUGCAUCUGGCCCAUAUGCCCAUUAGCUUAAUCAGAAUUGAGAGAAUUGAGGGCUACUAGAUCUUAGGCUAGGUGUGCUCAUUUUUCCCCCUUUAGUAUUGUAAAACUCUGGUAGCUGUAUUAGAGAUCUCUGGUCUUAGGUCUGUAAAUGGGUUUUAUGAUGGCAGCCAAGUAAUUUUGAAGUGUUUGGUGAGUAUCGCUAUCCUUCAGAAGGCGCCCAGUAUUUUAAAAAAUAUAUUGCAAAUUAUCUUUUUACAGCAGGUUUUUAGUAGGGCUGUGUACCAGAUUUGGCCAAGGUCUGAAUCCCGAGUCAAAUCAAGCCUAUUUGGAGGAAUCCUGGCUUCACUCAAGCCAGGUUGAAAUAGCACUGGAUCACUACAGGUUGGGUUGUGUGACCCACACCCACCCAGGACUGGUGGGGUGGGGCAUCAGGCAGGAAGGAAGGGGCAGCGCGUGUGAGAAGAAGUCUGAGAAACGGCAAACAGGAAAGGCCUGUUUUGUAGUAGAUAGUGGGGGGUCUUUCCUGCCAGGCUGUUCCUAAUUCUCACCACUGCCUCUUCUCCAUUCUGCCACCUGAAAUACAUUGUGUAGGAUUGGAUAACCCUGCGUAAUGACUUUUAGGCAGGAGGAUCCUAUCUUGUGCAAUGCUGCUCCUUUGUGUGUGGCUCCAAUUCGAUGCAGGGAAGCUGCUUUUGAAGGAGCAGCACCAUGCAGGAUCAGAUUCUCCUUAAUAGCUCAACAGCUGUUAAGAUCCUGCCACCACCUGUUCUCGACCUUUUUUUAUAAAAAAGUAAGGUUUAAAAAACCUUUAGCCACCCCCCCAUCCCUAUUACUUUGGGGACAGAUCCAGGGUGGAGUGAGCGGUGCAGAUGAAUUGGCUCAAUCUGGGAGCUAUAGGGCAGAUGGAGGGCAGUCUGUGCACAGCCCAUUUUUAGAAUAUUUGAAGGUGACUAUAAGAAAACUGAAUUGUGUAAGUGUUAAGUGAAGAUAACUUAUUUCAGUAACCCCCUUUGGGAAGCCUUACCUUGCAAUGCUGUUAGUAAACUAUGGAAGAAGAAAGAAAAGAUUCUUGUCAUUCAUUUUUGCUUAGAGCGCAGCUCUUUGUUUUUAUUGUUUUUUAAAAAGGAAAUAAAAUUCUUGAUCAGUGUUGGAAAUA